Mugil cephalus (flathead mullet) is the source of this 1021-nucleotide messenger RNA. Its product is annotated as sacsin-like. Bases 76 to 891 code for a protein of 271 amino acids. The record is from RefSeq and is a predicted model, not a curated record. NCBI's taxonomy places the organism in Eukaryota, Metazoa, Chordata, Actinopteri, Mugiliformes, Mugilidae. The transcript has 8 exons.
ACUGAGCAUCACUAGUUACAGUUGGACCGCUUCAACACUUCAGUUCAUCAUGACUUAGUAACCAGCCCAGGAAGGAUGAGUCUGAAGACGAAGAAAAAAGCUCGGACUUCCUUCGGGGCCACAGCACCACCCUUCAUUGACUACCUGAAAGAUAUUCUACGUCGAUAUCCAGAUGGAGGACAGAUUUUAAAGGAACUGAUUCAAAAUGCAGAUGAUGCUCAAGCCACGGACGUGGUUUUCAUACAUGAUGAAAGAAGCUACGGGACUGAGAGUCUUUGGACUGAGGAACUGGGAAAAUACCAAGGUCCAGCUCUCUAUGCCUACAACAACGCAGCGUUCACUGAUGACGACUGGAAAGGGAUUCAGAGUGCAGGAAGGAGCAUCAAACGCAAUGACCCAAACAAAGUUGGGAGAUUUGGAAUCGGCUUCAACUCUGUUUAUCACACAACAGAUGUGCCAAGUAUAUUCAGUUCAGGACACCUUGGGUUUCUGGACCCCCAAGAAAAGACAUUUGGAGAAGGAAAAGGAGGGUUCCUGUGGUCUUUGGAUGAUGACGAACACCAAGAAGUUCUAAUGAACAUGCAUGACCAGUUCCAACCCUUUCGAGAUAUCGUUUCGCUUGUCCAGCUCUCUAUGCCUACAACAACGCAGCGUUCACUGAUGACGACUGGAAAGGGAUUCAGAGUGCAGGAAGGAGCAUCAAACGCAAUGACCCAAACAAAGUUGGGAGAUUUGGAAUCGGCUUCAACUCUGUUUAUCACACAACAGAUGUGCCAAGUAUAUUCAGUUCAGGACACCUUGGGUUUCUGGACCCCCAAGAAAAGACAUUUGGAGAAGGAAAAGGAGGGUUCCUGUGGUCUUUGGAUGAUGACGAACACCAAGAAGUUCUAAUGAACAUGCAUGACCAGUUCCAACUCUGUCUUUUAGAGUACAUUUUGAGUGAUGGAAAAUCAACCAAUCAACCAAUGAGUGAUGGAAAAUACGAAGAACUCGAGGGCCUUCAGCUGCUUCCACUCAGCGA